CUCUGUGCCCCCAGCUGACACUGCAGCACGUGGAGCUGAGCGGCCUGCGGGGGGAGCUGGCGAGCCAGCGCCGUCUCUUCCAGGAGAGCGACCGGGACGAGGCCCUCAGGCUGGCUGUGGCCGACCGGGACGAGGCCCUAGUGAAGAAGGGCCAGAUGGAGCUGGAGCUGGCUCAAGUCUCUCUGGAGCGGGACUCCAUGAGCCCACAGCUGCUCUCCGCCAUCCGCCAGAAGAUGGCGCUGUCCCAGGAGCUGGAGGGCUGGCAGGAUGACAUGGAUUUCAUUAUCAAGCAGCAGCUGAAGCUCCAGCGGCAGCGGGAAGAGAACCCGGCGUUUUCCCCAGCUCCCUCCAGGCCCCCGGCGCAGGCCAAGUCCUCGCCUUUCUUUAGACGGGGGACCAGCGCACCCAAUGGCACCAGCUUCCUGUCGUUCUUCAGGAAAAGCUGAGAUGCCGGAGGCUGGUUGUAGAGGCUCUAGGGGGUGGGAGGCGGAGGGGUCAGGGUGGAGUGAUCGGUCACAAGACGCCAGCACCACACAAAGGAAGCUGAACUGGCCGGUUACGGAGGAGUCUUUGGGUAACGAGCUGCCACCCGGAUGUGCUAGGCCACUCGCUGGGCUGUUCUAGACCAGUGGUUCUUAACUGCAGCCUGCACCCCUUUGGGUCUCGAAAUCAGGGAGGUUAGGUCCAUAAAAGGCUAUUAGCCAGGGGAUAAAAUGGUGUCCCUGGCCUCUGUCUGUCAGAGGCUGGAGAGGGAUGGCAGGAGACAAAUCGCUUGAUCAUUGUCUUUGGUCCACCCCCUCUGGGGCACCUGGUGCUGGCCACUGUCGGCAGACAGGAUACUGGGCUAGAUGGACCUUUGGUCUGACCCAGUCCGGCCAUUCUUAAAAUAUUAAAUAUCGUUGAAGUAGGUCAGUUUUAAACCUAAGAGAUACCUUAAAAAUCUGGUGCGUCUUGCACCCCCAGAAAGGGCAUCUUGCACCCCCUAGGGGUGCGUGCACCCCAGGUUAAGAACCACUGGCCUAGACCAUUCACUGGAUGUUCUAGGUCCCUCAACUGGAAGAUCUGUAGCUAUUGCAGGCUUCCUAAACCUUCCCCUCUUGUUUGCCCAAGCUGAUGUAGGCGGGCCGACAGGGCCGUUCUAGGCAUUCAGCCUCCUAUGUUGAAUGCUGCAUGAGGACCAAGCAAAGGUUUGGCAUUUGGCUGAUCUAAAUUGUCCAGUUCUAUCUGACUGGGUAAUCUGUGGUAGCUGCCCACAGGUGCUAGGUUCUCCUACUGCAGCGCCUGUGGCUAACCCAAUUGACUGGAUGAGGGUUCUAGACCACUAAGUGAUCUGUCCUGGCCACUUUAUACAUCCGGACAUGCUGUAGCGACCAACCCAGAGCUCUACUACCUUGCUGCAUGAUCUAGGUUGGAUAGUUUGCCCCAGCUGGGUGUGGACUGAGCUGGGGUUCUAGGUUACCCUACGGGGUGUUGUAUCAUGCAAGCAAGGUAGUAACAAACUUCAACUGGCCUUUAUUUAACAAAGGUGAAAGCUCUUAACAGCCAGGCCCUAAGCCACAAAAUGUUCCUGCGGCUGCGUGGGAGCCGGGGAGAGUUCUCGCUUUGGCCAAUGACGGACCAGGAUCCACAGACCCGCUCUUUGGUGCUCGCGGUCCCAGGACCCCUUCAGGUGGGCAUGUUGCUGGCAAAGCUUCUGGCCCAUCUGGGCUUCCCAGCCAGUUUGGUGUCAGCCCGUUCUAGACCAAUCCGCUCUUCGCGCCCUUGCCAGGCGAGCGCUAGGUGCCAAGAUGCCCUGCCCGGCUGGGAACUCAGGGCUGACUCAUUGCAGAGCAAGGCCUUUCUACCAGCACCUGCUCCAGCGCUGGUGGGGGGGUUCUAGGUGCCUCAACACAAGUCCCACGAGGCAGCUGGCCAGGACAUUGGCGAUGAGAGGCCCUGGAGGACCCGGAGCCAGCACCUUCCAUGCGACUAGCACUUUAAUAAACACUGAUUAGCCCCCUCAGCCCUGCACACUGGGCUCACCGCACUAUCCCCACUUCACGGGGGGAAACUGAGGCACAGUGACUGGCCCAAAGUCACACAGAGGCAGAGAAGGGAAACCAGGAGUCUGGAUGCCUCGCCCCCCUCUAAUCCACUAGCCCCCCCUUCCCUUCCCCUCUGUGAAGCACCCUCUGUGCCAGGGCACGGGUAUUUCCAAGGCAGAAAGCAGAAUUUCCGCAGUUUCGGGUUUGCAGCAGCAGCUGGAGACAGACAAUUUCCCUGCCCUGGGCCGGGCCCCGGGCCCCGGGCCCAGCUGUGAUUAGCCAUGACGCAGGCUGCCAGGCGCAAGAGGGCGCGCGCUCGCCGGGGACCCGGGACUUGGUAGUCUGUUGCCAGGUGCAAUGUCAUGUGUACAGAGCAAGUACAGAGAGAUGGCUGCUC
Molecule: messenger RNA, 2421 nt
Organism: Pelodiscus sinensis (Chinese soft-shelled turtle)
Lineage: Eukaryota; Metazoa; Chordata; Testudines; Trionychidae
Source: RefSeq, a predicted model, not a curated record